AAAUUAUUGUUUCUUUGUCCUGGUGAUAUCCUAAGUAAGAAAGUGAGAUGAAGGCUUACGUUUGUACGAUCUCAUUGUUGCUUUGCGGGUUAGCGUACUUUGUUCUACAAGUACAAGGUUACUCACCAGCUACCUGCUAUUAUGAAGGAAAAUAUUACACUGAAGGCGUAUACACACUACCGGAUUGCUACAGUCAAUUAAUUUGUUUUGACGGUAGAUUAACUAUAAAAGAUUGUCCUAUAACACCCUGUCCGCAUGGUACUACUGUAUAUUCCAUGCAGCGCGGUCCAGGAUCAUUCUUUCCAGAAUGCUGUAGAAAAUACGAAUGUUGGAUGCCUAAACCGUUUUAAAAUGUUGGAAAGUAAUGCGUUAUGUUCCUAAUCGGUUCUGUUUUGAUCAUUACAUUUUUCUUUCUACAAUGAUAACUAUUACAUCGUAACAUCACUGUGGUCUUACAUCAUAAUAUUUCUAAAACGUUCAACGUUUGCGGCAAGCUUGUAGCAACAUUGUAUUUCGCAACUUCCAUGCAAUAUUACAAUAUUUCUAUGCAUGGUUUAUGCAAUGUUUCUGUAAUCUUUCGGUUUUAUCGAUUACUUUCUUGCAACUAAUCGAUUCAAAGCCAAAAUUUGGGCAUUCUCGCAACCAAAUUUUUUUGAUUAGUCGUUGAUUAAGAUAAAAAAGAAAAA
Molecule: messenger RNA, 686 nt
Organism: Solenopsis invicta (red fire ant)
Lineage: Eukaryota; Metazoa; Arthropoda; Insecta; Hymenoptera; Formicidae
Exons: 3
Coding region: 48-350 (100 amino acids)
Source: RefSeq, a predicted model, not a curated record